Messenger RNA from Hepatospora eriocheir, 204 nucleotides. NCBI's taxonomy places the organism in Eukaryota, Fungi, Microsporidia, Hepatosporidae. The record is from the annotation of a GenBank genome assembly.
AUGUUCUUAGAUAAGGUUAAGUUUAUUGUAUCAACGUGGAUUAUCAAAGUUGCCUGUUAUAAGUACAACUGCUUAUUUGAGUAUCCCUACAGCAAAAAUAAGAAAGUUUCUGUUUGUAUUACUAUGAAUAAAUAUUGUUGCAUGUCAUAUCAUAAAAUUCAUGAGAAGGCCUUUUACUGUGAUAUUUUUAAAACCUUUCUUUAG